GAUUUGGCGUAUGCUUCAUGCUGCAUUACACAUUAAUGGCGGAUGAUUCUCUACAUGUCUUUCUUAAGUGACCCGCUUGUCCACUUUAAUUUUUAUUUACCGAGAUAUCACACUGUGACGAUCACAGUGUGACAUGUGCAAUAUAAAUACAGUGAAUCAGGUCAAAGCGUAGUUGUGAAUUGUUAAUAAAUGCAAAAUCAAGACGUUUUGUUUAAAGCCUUUUGAGCAUUGUUAUUCUUAAGAAAAUUGCUAAAGAAAUGGCCAAUACCGGAGUUCUUCCAUUCGUUCGAGGUGUCGACUUCAGCAGCAAUGAUUUUGGAGAAGGGAAGUUCCCAGAGUCAGUCAGACUUAUGACUGGAAUUCAAUGGUUAAAACUAGAUAAAACAAACCUUACCGAAAUUCCUGAGGAAAUGGGAAAAUUGUUGAAGCUGGAGCAUCUGUCGCUGGUGAAAAACAAGCUGGAACGUCUAUAUGGAGAAUUGACAGAACUUAGUUGUCUUAGAACUUUAAAUAUUCGUCACAAUAAUAUAAAAACCAGUGGAAUCCCAGCAGAAUUAUUUCAUUUAGAAGAAUUAACGACUCUGGACUUAAGCCAUAAUAAUUUGAAAGAGGUACCAGAAGGAUUUGAAAGAGCUCGAUCCCUACUAAACCUCAAUUUAAGCCAUAACCAUAUUGAAACAAUUCCAAAUACCUUAUUUAUUCACCUUACGGAUUUGCUCUUCCUUGACUUGAGUCAUAAUCAACUAGAAACGUUGCCACCGCAAACGCGUCGUUUAGCAAAUUUGCAGUCUUUAAAUCUAAAUCACAAUCCACUGGGUCACUUUCAAUUGAGACAAUUACCAUCCCUGAUGAAUCUGACUACGUUGCUAAUGAGAGAUACUCAAAGAACUCCAAAUAACAUCCCAUCGAGUUUAGAAAGUUUAACAAAUUUGCAGGAACUCGAUUUAUCACAAAAUGCACUGCUAAGAGUACCGGAUGCUCUCUAUUCUCUGGCAAAUUUGCGACGAUUGAAUCUUAGUGAUAACCAGAUUACUGAACUGUCAACUGCGAUAGAUUCGUGGCAAAAAUUAGAAACAUUAAAUCUCUGCCGUAACAAACUUACUGCACUACCGAGUUCUCUGUGCAAAAUCUCAACACUGCGUAGAUUAUAUUUGAACGACAAUGAAUUAGAUUUUGAAGGUAUCCCGUCUGGAAUCGGAAAAUUAUCUUCACUGCAGGUCUUUUCCGCAGCCAAGAAUCAUCUAGAGAUGAUACCUGAAGGAUUAUGCCGAUGCGGUUCUCUCAAGCAAUUGAUUUUAACUUCGAAUCGUCUGAUCACGGUUCCUGAUGCGAUUCAUCUUCUCACUGAUCUCGAGCAGCUGGAUCUGCGGGAUAAUCCUAACCUGGUGAUGCCACCAAAACCUAGUGAAGUCCAGAAAGGUUCUGGAAUUGAAUUUUACAAUAUUGAUUUUUCGCUCCAACAUCAGCUAAGAUUAGCUGGCACGAACGUGCCUGCACCAGUGCAAACAGCCAACAGUAGCAAAGAUAGAAUUGCUCGUAAAAUGAGACUGAGACGUAGAAGGGACCAAGAAGAGGCUGAUCAGGAUCAGGCAAAGAUAAUCAAAGGAAUGAAGGAUAUCGCUAAAGAUAAAAAUAAAGACAAGAACUUAAAAUUGGCUGAAGACGCAAAGGCUGAGUCGGUAAAGCCAAAACGUUGGGAUGAAACCUUGGAAAAGCCGUCCCUCGAUUACUCGGAGUUCUUCGACGAAGACGUGGGUCAGGUUCCUGGUAUAUCCAUAUGGGAAAUCGAGAAUUUUUUACCUAAUCAAAUCGAGGAAGUGGCGCAUGGAAAGUUUUAUGAGGGGGACUGUUAUAUUAUUUUAAAAACCGUCGUAGACGAAGCUGGUUCACUUUCAUGGGCUAUUUACUUCUGGAUAGGCGAAAAAGCGACGUUGGACAAACGUGCUUGCGCCGCUAUUCACGCUGUCAACCUUCGAAAUUUCCUCGGCGCUCAAUGUCGGACAAUUCGUGAGGAACAAAGUGACGAAUCAGAUGAAUUUCUUCUUCUUUUUGAUUCGGAUAUAACUUACAUCGAAGGUGGAAGAACGUCAUCUGGUUUUUAUACUGUUGAAGAUAUAGCAGCAGUUACUAGAUUAUAUCGGGUUCAUGCAGCUGGUGCAUCAAUUCAUCUUGAACCGGUAACCGUCGCCGCAGAAUCACUAGAUCCAGGAUACGUUUUCAUUCUGGAUAUCGGAACCAAAAUCUUUAUGUGGUAUGGGACAAAAGCAAAGAACACUUUAAAGUCUAAGUCUCGACUAAUGGUAGAGAAGAUUAAUAAAAAUGAGCGUAAGAACAAGGCAGAUAUCCUGACAGAGCUUAUGGGUACGGAGUCAGAAGAUUUUUGGAAGUGUUUAGGAGUCGAUGGAGAACCACCAGAAAUUAUUGAACACGUCGAUCCCAAUUUCACGCCUAUUACGCCAAGAUUGUACCAAGUGAAACUUGGUAUGGGAUACCUCGAGUUACCCCAGGUUGAGGUUCCACAUGGGAAACUUGUUAAUACGCUACUUAAUAAUAAGAAUGUUUAUAUAUUGGAUUGUUAUUUGGACAUUUAUGUUUGGUUUGGAAAGAAGUCCACGAGACUAGUCAGGGCUGCAGCAGUGAAACUGUCUCAGGAAUUAUUUAAUAUGAUAGAUAGACCAGAGUAUGCUAUGGUUACAAGACUUCAAGAAGGAACUGAAUCACAAAUAUUUAAAUCGAAAUUUACUGGAUGGGAUGAAGUCAUUGCUGUGGAUUUCACAAGGACUGCUGAGUCUGUUGCAAAGACAGGAGCUGAUUUAACAAAAUGGGCAAAGAAACAGGAGUCAAAGGCAGAUCUGGCUGCUCUGUUUAUGCCAAGACAACCGAUGAUGUCUCCUGUGGAGGCGCAACAGUUAAUGGCUGAGUGGAAUGAGGAUUUACAUGGAAUCGAUGCUCUUGUUCUUGAAGGAAGGAAAUUCGUGAGGCUUCCUGAAGAGGAACGUGGUCACUUUUAUAGCGGAGACUGUUAUGUCUUUCUCUGUCGAUAUUGGAUGCCUUUGGAUGUUAUGGAUAAUGAAGAGGAUGAUGAACAGUACGAGAAUGAUUUUCAAUACACAGUUUACUUUUGGCAAGGUCGGGAUGCAGGCAAUAUGGGCUGGCUAACAUUUGCAUUUGGUCUACAGAAGAACUUCAAAUCACUUUUUGGAAAGAAUCUGGAAGUUGUCCGCACACAUCAGCAACAAGAGAAUUUAAAGUUUAUGGCUCACUUCGAACGUAAAUUUAUUAUUCAUCAAGGUCGACGAAAACAGCCAAAACCACCUGGUGGAAGUAAAGUUGAAUUUUAUCACCUGCGUAGUAGUGGUAGUGCAUUGUGUACUAGACUCAUCCAGGUGCCACCUGAUGCGUCUUUAUUGAAUUCUACUUUUUGUUAUAUUUUAAACGUUCCAUUUAACAACGACGAUGAGAGUGGCAUCGUCUACGUUUGGAUUGGAUCAAAGGCAGAUCCUGACGAAGCAAGGUUGAUUGAAGAGAUUGCUGAGAAAAUGUUCAACAAUCCUUGGAUCAGUCUACAAGUUCUGAACGAAGGUGAAGAACCAGAUAAUUUCUUCUGGGUUGGUCUUGGUGGAAAGAAGCCUUAUGACACUGAUGCAGAGUAUAUGAAUCAUACAAGAUUGUUCAGAUGCUCAAACAAUAAAGGAUACUUUACUAUCAGUGAGAAAUGCACUGAUUUCUGUCAGGAUGACUUGGCUGAUGACGAUAUCAUGAUUCUGGAUAACGGAGAGCAAGUCUUCCUGUGGCUCGGAUCAAGAUGCUCCGAAGUUGAAAUUAAGCUGGCUUAUAAAUCGGCGCAGGUUUACAUUCAGCAUUUGCGCGUGAAACAGCCGGAAAGGCCACGUAAAUUAUGUUUAACAGCAAAGGGAAAAGAAUCGCGUCGUUUUACAAAAUGUUUCCAUGGUUGGGGUUUACACAAGAGGCCACCCGAAUGAAAACGAGCAAACAUGAAAAAGAGAAGAAAAGUAUAACGCUGUUGCUUAAGUACGUACUGUUUAAUAAUGUUCUAUCGCGCAAAUCAAAAAACAUAAAGCUCGGUUUGAGUCAGGUCGCCACUGUAUAUAAGAUAGUACUUGAUUGUAUUUAUUUUAACUGUUUGAAUGGUAUGUUUGUAUUUUUUUUGGAUUUUCUUCACAAUCCUCUGCCCUUGCAUUUAUUCAUACAACCGAAGGAUAGUCACUAGAGAUUACAUAUGGAACUACCACAGUUAUUCCAUGAGUAAAAGAUCCAGCCUAGGCAACUCUUUCACUUUAAAAGUCAUAGGAAGGAUAUUCCAAAAGCUCUUUUACUUGUGGAUAUGCUAUAGUUACCGUCAUAUAACUCUUUAAGAGAAUUUCGAAACUAUUUAUUUGCUGAAUUGAGCAUCAGGCUAGUAGAGGCCUUUGAAACAGGAAGAAAACUCGAUGCUGUAUUAUAGUUUCUCAUCGCAAAAUAUAAUUUAUUUAAAGCAUAAAUAUAUUUGUAUACGUCUAUAGGUACUUGUACGAUUAACGAUUCUCGCACUGACCUUUGUCAUUUUUGUAAAUAAAUAAAUCUGAAAC
Messenger RNA from Cephus cinctus (wheat stem sawfly), 4589 nucleotides. RefSeq names its product protein flightless-1 (gene fliI). The record is from RefSeq and is a predicted model, not a curated record. Gene Ontology annotation, molecular function: actin filament binding; phosphatidylinositol-4,5-bisphosphate binding. Gene Ontology annotation, cellular component: nucleus; cytoplasm; actin cytoskeleton. Gene Ontology annotation, biological process: myofibril assembly; actin filament severing; barbed-end actin filament capping. The transcript has 16 exons. The coding region runs from base 258 to 3983 and encodes 1241 amino acids. NCBI's taxonomy places the organism in Eukaryota, Metazoa, Arthropoda, Insecta, Hymenoptera, Cephidae.